Labeo rohita (rohu) is the source of this 8309-nucleotide messenger RNA. It is a transcript of the gene polq, whose product is annotated as polymerase (DNA directed), theta. Gene Ontology annotation, molecular function: DNA binding; ATP binding; DNA-directed DNA polymerase activity. NCBI's taxonomy places the organism in Eukaryota, Metazoa, Chordata, Actinopteri, Cypriniformes, Cyprinidae. Gene Ontology annotation, biological process: double-strand break repair via alternative nonhomologous end joining; DNA-templated DNA replication. The record is from RefSeq and is a predicted model, not a curated record. The coding region runs from base 362 to 8098 and encodes 2578 amino acids. The transcript has 32 exons.
GUUGUUUUUUGUUUUGAUAACCUUGUUUUGAUUUCUUACAGUUGUCGUUCAGUAUGAAUUUACACAAACAAUUUUUGUUUAGCUGACAGGACUAAUGAAAUAUUAGUUAUUCAAAGACUUUGCGAUGGUUUUACGUAAAUAGCUUUAUUUUGAAAAUGUCAGCUCAGUUGGCUGGAAUGAUAUGAGAAAUGCAUUUCUUUUAAUCCACUAAUACGUGUUUGUUUAUGUGGAGCGACGGGAGGUAGAAACACAACAGCUACCUCAACAAAAUAUGUUAUUUUACUGUUUAUAUUUUUACUCAACCAAAGCGUUUUAUGUAAGGACGUCACUAACGUUAGUAGUCAUUUAAUUUCUAAAUGUGAUGACUACUUCAACAAGAAAGAUUUAUUUGGGACAACAUCGGAUUGUAAAGACAAAGGGUUUAAGAGAUGAGGAACCACAUAGACAAUCCAGUCGCCCGCAUCGAGCAUGCUCUUCUGCCACAGAUAUAUCUGAGAACAAAAGAUGUAGUGAGCCAAAACAAAACCAGAAUAAGCAAUGGAUGCCAGGAGACUCUACUCUGGCUAUGGAUGUGGAAAUUUUACAAGCUAUUGAUGAAUUAGGUCCAGAAGUCUUAAAAUUCAAAAAAGAUGAAAACAUUCAACCAACUGAAUUGGCGUCACUUAAGAAAACCUCUGACUUUCCACAAAAUAUUUGUGAGCAACAAGUGCAAAAUGCAGAAAACAUCAACCCUUCAAGUCCAGGUUCAGCGUGGUCACCAUCAGAGCGCAAAAGAACCAGAACACAAGCCAAAAAAGAGAACGACUGGAGGGAUUUGGCCCAAAAGCUUUUGUUCAGUGAAACUAAAAAGACUGACGCAGGAGGACGGGCCCGUGGCCGUGAGAUGAAAUGUGACAAGGAAUAUUCUUCACCUCAAAAGAUCCUCAACUCCAUGAAAAAAACAGCUAAAGUAGCAAACGGCAAGCAAAAGUUGAAGUUCAGAAGAGAUACCAGCCCAAAUGACUCUCUCAGUAACUCCAAGGAUUACAUUCUGUUUAGUCCAACACAUAUGGCUGCCGCUAAAGAGCGAUCCCUGUUGAAGAGAUCAAUGAAAAACCUUUCGGUCUCUGUGCUCACCCCUCCUCCUGGACUGGAUCUCAGUGUCCUCGGUGAUGCUACACUACCAGAUGCAGCACAAAGCAUCCAUAUGGGACGUCCCGCAGAUCAGUUAGACAAGCUUUUGCUCUCCAGUUGGGGUCUCCCUAAGCCUGUUCUGGAGAAAUACCAGAGUCUUGGUGUUCAGAGGAUGUUUGAGUGGCAGGCUGAGUGUCUGACUUUGGGCAAAGUGUUGGAGGGCCAGAACCUGGUGUAUUCUGCUCCAACCAGUGCAGGAAAAACUUUGGUUUCUGAGCUGUUAAUCUUGAAGAGAGUUUUGGAAACAAGACAAAAGGCCAUGUUCAUUCUUCCUUUCGUGUCUGUGGCUCGUGAGAAAAUGUUUUAUCUACAGAAUGUGUUUCAGGAGGCAGGGGUCAGAGUGGAGGGGUAUAUGGGUAACACUUCAGCAGCUGGUGGGUUUUCAGCUUUAGAUGUCGCUAUUUGCACAAUUGAGAAAGCUAAUGGACUUAUCAACAGACUCAUUGAAGAAGACAAAUUGGAUCUACUUGGAAUUGUUGUGGUUGAUGAGCUGCACAUGCUUGGGGACUCUGGUCGUGGAUAUCUCUUGGAACUUUUGCUAACUAAAAUCCAAUACAUUGCCCAAAAAAACGCAGCAAGGGGUUCUGCUCAAAGUGCCUCAGCUGGUGUGCAGAUUGUUGGUAUGAGUGCCACACUGCCAAACUUGGACCUUCUUGCUCGCUGGUUGAAUGCUGAGCUGUAUAGUACUAACUAUCGUCCUGUACCACUGGUGGAGUGGGUCAAGAUAGGCACGAAUGUCUAUGAUGGAUCUAUGAACCUGGUCAGACCGUUCACCCCAGCUCUUCCCGUAAAGGGAGAUGAUGAUCAUAUUGUCAGCCUCUGCUUUGAGACAGUGCAGGACGGACACUCUGCACUGCUGUUCUGCCCUUCAAAGAACUGGUGUGAGAAACUAGCAGACAGCAUUGGAAGAGAGUUUUACAAUCUUUAUCACAAAGAAAUGCAGUCAGGCUCUGGAGUGCAAAGUAUAUCUCUGAAUCAGGAAGGUCUCCAGGAUGUACUAGCCCAACUCAAGCGUACUCCUGCAGGCUUGGACCAAGUGCUUCAGCGAACGGUUCCUUGGGGAGUUGCCUUCCACCAUGCAGGUUUAACGUUUGAUGAGAGGGAUAUUCUAGAAGGUGCUUUUCGUCAAGGCUACAUUAGGGUGCUGGCUGCUACCUCCACCUUGUCAUCUGGUGUAAAUCUGCCCGCCCGACGUGUGAUUAUCAGAACCCCUGUUUUUAAUGGUCAUUUGUUGGACAUCCUGACCUAUAAGCAGAUGGUGGGACGAGCAGGCCGUAAAGGAGUGGACACCAUGGGGGAAAGUGUGUUGGUCUGUAAAGAGGCUGAACGUGCGAAGGGGAUGAGCCUCAUCCAGGGCUCACUUAAGCCUAUCAGCAGCUGCCUGGUGAAGCGGGAGGGUGAGGGCGUCACUACCAGCAUGCUCAGGGCCAUCUUGGAGAUCAUCGUUGGAGGUGUCGCCAGCUCACCACAGGAUGUGCGGAUGUAUGCGGCUUGCACUCUUCUGACAGCCAGUAUUGCCGCCGAACAGCCACGUGGAGAAGAAGCUGCAUCAGAAGCUCGAAACAAAGGAGCUAUCGAAGCCUGCAUAGAGUGGCUAAUGGACAAUGAGUUUAUUCAUAUACAGAAAGAAGGAGAUGUGGAAAGGUACUGCCCCACGCAUCUGGGUUCUGCGACUCUGUCUUCGUCUUUAUCACCUCCGGAAGCCCUGGGGAUUUUUGCAGAUCUCCAGAGAGCAAUGAAAGGAUUUGUAUUGGAAAAUGAUCUUCAUAUCCUCUAUCAGAUAACACCUGUGUAUGUGGACUGGACUACAAUUGACUGGUACCAGUUCUUUUGUCUGUGGGAACAAUUACCAUCUGCAAUGAAACGGGUGGCUGAGAUGGUGGGCAUCCAAGAAGGUUUCUUGGCCCGCUCUGUUAGUGGGAAAUUAGUCGCUAAAACAGAUAAGCAACGCAGACAGAUGGCCAUUCACAAACGUUUUUUCACAACGUUAGUUCUCCAUGACCUUGUAAGCGAAGUACCACUUGGAGCUGUCGCAAAGAAGUAUGGCUGUAGCCGAGGACAGCUUCAGUCACUUCAGCAGUCUGCCUCAACAUAUGCAGGAAUGGUCACAGUCUUCUGUAAUCGACUUGGAUGGCACAACCUAGAGCUGCUUCUGUCCCAGUUCCAGAGUCGUCUGAGUUUUGGAGUCCAAAGGGAGUUGUGCGAUCUGGUUCGUAUUUCUUUACUAAACGCCCAGAGAGCACGUACACUCUACAGCUCUGGGUUUGUCACAGUGGCAGAGGUGGCCAGAGCUGAUGUUACAGAGGUGGAGAAGGCCCUCAGGAAAGCCAUCCCUUUCAAAAGCUCCAGGCAGGCGUUGGAUGAAAACGAGGUUGAGGCUCAAGAGCGUAAGAGCAUGCGCUGCAUCUGGGUCAGCGGGAAAAAGGCCUUGACUGAAAGGGAGGCUGCUCAGCAAAUCGUGGCCGAGGCCCAGGUGCUCCUCCAGCAGGAUUUGGCUCUUCUUGGGGUAGAAUGGAACCCAACAUCCCUCUCAACAAAGACCCAGCCAGAUUCCCAUUCACACGAAGAAUCGUCCAAUACAAAACCUCUACAGUCUACAUCAAGAGACCCAGAACACAAAGAGAGGCAAAAUGUAACCACAAACGUGGAUGAACAGAAGUUAUUGGUGGAUAAAAAUGCUGACAGUUGUUCCCAUCCUCCUUUGAGGCCAUUAGAGAUCACUACCAAUUCAGACAAGCCAAUGGAUAUUGAUGCAUUAUCUAGUGACUGUCAGCCUGCUAAGAAAUGUGAACAGCAGUCAAGUACAUUGGAUAAAGUUCUCAAAUCAUUAAAUGCGAAAGACAAGGGAUUUCAAAAUAGUCAAACAGCUGAGGCAUCAGAAUGUUCUUUGAAAUCACUUCAAAGGAAAUUAGGACACAGUUCCUGUAUAAAAAGUACUUGUAACUCUGGCAGUGACCAUCGUUCAAGUCCAGUUUCGAAACGCAGAAGGAUGGAUGUAGUGGAUUCUGAUGCAAAACCCAUAGUGAGUAAAGCGAAAACACCAACUGUAACCACAGAAGACCCCGAAAGAAAAUCAAAAGUUAAAGAGUUUUGCUUUAAUAAAUCUGAAACUGACUGUAGAACAGAUAAAGACAAGAUGAAUCUCCAGUCAUCCAUUGCUGGACUAAACCAAGUCAUUGAGUCAAAAACGUUUUCUCACUUGUGUGAUCUACAAAGGGGUAGGGAAACCCCACAUGUCAAAACUCAAAGUGAAACUCACAGUUUCAAGAAAUUCAGCUGCAGUGAUGAGAAUAAAACUGGCUUAAGGGUAAACACAAGCCUUAAACACGAUUUAGUAUGUGGUUCUGAGAAGCUUAGCUCUCCUGACUUGUACACAAAUGGACUGGAAGAGUUUGGUGAUAGUUUUCAACUUGAUACACAGACUGAGAAAAUGCUUCAAGGAGAUGAUUUUUCACAUGGCAUUGGUCAUUUAAACAUUCUCAAAGAAAAUAAACAUAACAAUCAUGUUGAUUCAGAAAGUGAGAUGAAACCUGUCGAGCAGUCAUCUUUCCUGGAAAAUGAAAAACAGAUAUCUAGAGACCACAACAAAGACAAAGGUUUAUCACCUCAGAAGAAUGCCCCAGCCACUGAAUUCAAACCAAAAUAUAACAUCUCGCUUACUGACAGCCAGUUGGAGAAUAUUUUAAAUUACAGUAACCAGGUUACUGAAGAAGAAUCAAGUGCAAACAAACCUGCUGAACAAAGGGAAAAUCAAGAGUCAUCUGAUCAUGUUGCUGAGAAUAGCUUCAACCGGAGCAGCAGUUUUCUGUUUGACAGUCUCUAUGACAACUCCAUCUUGGAUGCCAUGGAGGAAGCAGCUAUUGAUCGAGACAACAAAGAGCAGGUGGUUGAAGCUCAUGCUAAUUCGAACGGCUCUUCUCCAGAACUCAUUCCAGAGAGAAGAGAUGCAGCGUCAACAGAGGAUCAGGAAGCAAUCCAAUGGGGUGAAUCAUCUUUCAACCUUUCAGAAUGGGGAGAUUCACUACUUAUUGGAGAGCAGUACCUUGAUAAAAUGAGCAGUGUUGUCAAGGCUUGUGAUGGCCAAAAAUUGGGUGCAGAGAAGCAGAGUUAUACAGAUGAUAUUGUGUAUGAACUUCAUGUAUUGCAAAGCAACAAACCUCAUUCAAGCACUUCACAUGAAAGGUGUCAAUUAAACAGUUCAUCGUUUCACAUCAGCCCAGGAAUGCAGGACAUUUUUGAUAAAUGGUCUGAUCAGUUUUCAACCCUAUCUGAGGUUCCAGGGCAGUCAGAUUCAACUGUGGUGGAACCAAAUGCUGCUGUUGAAAAAGCAGUUUCCCCAAAAACAAAGCAUGGAAUUGAUCAAGGAGGUCCAAGAAGCUCAGAUUUCGUGGUAGCCCAGACCAAACCACUGUCUCACAAUGACCUUGUUCCUCCCACACAAGUUUCUGAACCAGUCACGCCACGAGUUAAAAUGACCACCUCAGCUAUACAGUCACCUCUUAAUGUCACCAAGCACAGGUCUGAACUGGAUCCUAAAAAUUCUAAAUCAAGUACCCAGAAAGAUUAUCACUCUUGUUUGAGGACUAACUCUGCGUCAGAGUUAGACAUGUCUCUGGCUGAGGAUGGCUUUGCAAGGCUUUCUCAGUGUCAAUCACUUCCUGCUUCAAAUUUCUGCAGUCCAGAAACAUUCUCCAUAAUCGAUGUGGCAAGCGAUAAAAGGCUUUUUCAUACAUUUAUAAAGGAGUGGAAAACAAAGGACAGAUUUUGUCUUGCUCUAGCAUGUGAGAAGAUAGACAACACCUCAGUGCAACCUGAGAUGGUUAUAGGUGGAAAAUUCAAAAAACAUACUACCCCAAUGAGGAAAAGAAAAGAUGGCUUCCUUCUCAAGGGAUACGAGGACCUUGCGGUCAUUGGCAUAUCUAUAUGCUGGGGAGCAAAAGAUGCUUAUUUUGUAUCUCUACAACAGGAGCUGUCAGAAUCAGAUAUAAGUGCCAGCUUGGCACCACCACCUCUUGAUGAGACACUUACAGUUGAGGAGCGACUGAGGCAAAUUCAGUGCUGCUUGGAAAAAGAAUCAAGUGUGAUGGUCACUUAUGACUUCAUUCACAUUUACAAAACACUACUCCUGGCAUGUGAGCUUGCUAUGCGUGGCAGAUUUGAAGACCCAAAGAUUGCAUGUUGGCUUCUGGAUUCAAGCUCCAAAGAGCGCACCCUCCACAACAUGGUUUCCAGCUUUGCUACAGAGGAUCUCCCAAUGCUGGAAGGAAUUAGUCCCGGUCAGGGUGUGCAGAGUUUAGGGAUCUAUGGAGAUGCCAGUCAACCUGGACGCUACAGAGCUGCUGUUGAGUCUGUUCUGGUCUUCAGGGUCAUGACGCAACUCAACUGUCUUCUUGAAAAGGAUGGCUUCUCUGACGUAUUCAAGAAAGUAGAGAUGCCUACCCAAUAUUGCCUGGCGUUGUUGGAGCUAAAUGGAAUUGGGUUUAGUGUUGCCGAAUGUGAGGCUCAGAAACAUGUGAUGCAAGCCAAGCUUAGUGCUCUGGAAUCCCAAGCUUAUCAGCUAGCAGGGCACAGCUUCUCACUGACCAGUCCUGAGGAUGUAGCAGAGGUGUUGUUUCUUGAGUUAAAGCUGCCACCCAAUGGAGAUUUAAAUGCUCCAAAGAAUAAGAAGACACUGGGCUACGCUAGGAGAGCAGGAGCCCGUAUAAAACUUUCUAAACAGUUCAGCACAACCAAGGAUGUUUUAGAAAAGCUUAAGCCACUGCAUCAGUUACCAGGUGUUAUUCUUGAGUGGAGAAGAAUCACAAAUGCUUUGACAAAAGUGGUUUUCCCCUUGCAACGAGAGAAGAAGUGGCACUCACAUCUGAAAAUGGACAGAAUACAUCCAAUCUCACAGUCUCACACAGCCACAGGGCGGGUGAGCUUCACUGAACCAAACAUUCAAAAUGUCCCAAAAGAUUUUGAAAUUCAAAUGCCAACACUAAUAGAAGAAAGUCAACCAUCGCAGAAUGGUGCAAGCAAGACGUGGGUUAAACGAUCAAAGAUAAACCAGCAGUUGGCACCCCUUUUAAAAGUAUCAGACAAAUCACCAGACAAAGGGAUGGCAUUUUCUGUCAGUAUGAGACAUGCUUUUGUUCCUUUUUCAGGAGGUCUGAUUCUGGCUGCUGACUAUUCACAGUUGGAGCUCCGCAUUUUAGCUCAUCUGUCCCGGGACAAACGUCUCCUCCAUGUGCUCAACAGUGGUGCAGAUGUAUUUAAAAGCAUUGCAGCUGAGUGGAAAAUGAUAGACCCUGCUUCGGUUGAUGAUAAUAUGAGACAACAGGCCAAACAGAUUUGUUAUGGAAUAAUCUAUGGAAUGGGAGCAAAGUCUCUUGGAGAACAAAUGGGCAUUGAGGAGAAUGAUGCUGCCUGCUACAUUGAGACAUUUAAAUCCAGAUACACUGGCAUACAGAACUUUCUGCGUGAAACUGUGCAGAAAUGUGGGAAAAACGGGUAUGUGCAGACCUUGCUCGGCAGGAAGCGUUUUUUGCCUGGAAUAAAAGAUACAAAUGUGUACAUAAAGUCUCAUGCAGAGCGACAGGCAGUGAACACAACAGUGCAGGGCUCUGCCGCUGACAUUGUCAAAUUAGCCACCAUCAACAUUCAGCGUAGAUUGGAGGCAGCGUUUCCUGGAGUUCCCACAUCACAUCAACACCCUCCAAUCAGAUCAGGUGGUCGGCACAGAAAUCAGUUUAGACCCUCUCGAGGAGGCUUUUUUAUACUUCAGCUGCAUGAUGAACUCAUCUACGAAGUUGCAGAGGAAGACGUCAUUCAGGUGGCUCAGAUUGUGAAGCGAGAAAUGGAGUGUGUUGUGAAAUUGUAUGUAAAACUCAGAGUAAAAGUCAAAGUGGGUCCAAGCUGGGGUAACCUUCAAGACCUGGACAUAUAAAACAACCAUAUCCUUGACUCUUCUGCGGUUUAUGUGUAAAUAGCUGAUCGAUGAUUAUGAAUUACUUGAAUGGACUGUUAAAACACUAAAUGUUUAAUAUAUAAGCAGUAAAUGUUUUUAAUCUGAAAUAAAAUUCAACAGAUGCUAAUAAGUGUGAAGAAAUGGAAAUAUUUUGUACAUUCUAUUUAAAAAAAUUUUUGUAGACAAGAUA